UACAUGGAAAUAGAGUGACAUUGAGAAGGCAUCUGAGUUGUUACUCAUUGAUCUCAGCUUCAUACUGCAUGUCUCAUUCGUAAACUUCUUUGGAUUAAAACACUUUCUAAAUGAGUAAAUGUACAUGUAGGAAGAAGGCAGCUUUGUGUCCUGGGAGGGACUAACUGAAGCGUAAGCAGUUGCGACUGAGUGCAGGUCACAGACAAGCCUCUGACUGAUAAUGGCAUCUAGACUAUGUGACAGUGUUCUGGUGACUGGAUCAAACCGUGGAAUUGGACUUGAGUUGGUUCGCCAGUUGGUUGAUUCACCCUCGCCUCCAGUUCAGAUCUUUGCUGGUUGUAGAGAGCCAAAUGGACCAAAAUCUCAGGAUCUCCAGGAACUAGCUCAGAAGCACCACAAUGUGAUCACGGUUGUCCAACUUGACACGACUAGUCCUACUAGUAUCGCAGAGGCCUCAAAACUGGUGGAAGCCAAGCUGAAGGGCAAAGGCCUGAAUCUGAUCAUCAACAAUGCUGGUGUGAACAUCCCAGGAUCUCUAGCAGAGACGGGAAAACAGGAGAUGGUGGACGUGUACACAACCAAUGUUGUAGGACCCAUGCUCAUCGCAAAGAAUUUCCAUCCCCUCCUGUGCAAGGCUGCAGCUCAGUUUCCUCAUCAAACAAGCAUGUCUUGCAGUAGGUCAGCUAUUAUCAAUGUUUCCACACUGCUGUCAUCCAUCAGCAGAUGCCCUGAGAAUUUCUCUGUGUCUCCAAUGUACCCCUAUCGGGUCAGCAAGGCAGCACUGAACAUGUUAACUUGCUGCUUGGCGGAAGAUUUUAAAAAAUAUGGCAUUCUAGUUAUGUCUCUCCAUCCAGGUUGGGUCCAGACAGAAAUGGGAGGCCCAGAGGCUCCCCUGACGGCACUUACGAGCAUCAGCAGUAUGUUGAAAGUCAUCACAAGCCUCACCGAGAAAGAGAGUGGAACUCUUUUAGAUUGGGAAGGCAAAAAGAUCCCCUGGUGAUUACGGAACUCAUCUUGUGUGUUGUGUUCACAUCUUAAGUUUGACAUGUACUUCCACUUUUUUGUCUGUCUGCGGUUUGUCUGAGAAAAAUGUUUCUAACAGCCAUUCUAGUAUAAGACAUGGUAUUUAUUUACAGGUUCACAAACUUGUAAUACAGCAAUGAAAAAUAUGCCAUAGUGUAAUGCAUGUGAGAAAGAUCUCAUUUAAAAACGAGAAAACAGUUUUCUUUUGUCUUUAAUUUUCCCCUAACUGAUGUUUGUAUUGCAGUCUUUACAAAUUAAAUAUUAGAAACUGUUAUAAAAUUAGCUGUGACACAAUGGGAGAAUGGAUAAGCAAAACAAGGAAGAUUAGGAAAAUGUAAAAGAGAAAGCCAAAAG
Molecule: messenger RNA, 1377 nt
Organism: Carassius carassius (crucian carp)
Lineage: Eukaryota; Metazoa; Chordata; Actinopteri; Cypriniformes; Cyprinidae
Product: C-signal-like
Exons: 7
Coding region: 221-1000 (259 amino acids)
Source: RefSeq, a predicted model, not a curated record